Onthophagus taurus is the source of this 763-nucleotide messenger RNA. NCBI's taxonomy places the organism in Eukaryota, Metazoa, Arthropoda, Insecta, Coleoptera, Scarabaeidae. The record is from RefSeq and is a predicted model, not a curated record.
GGUAAACAAAAACAAACAAAACGUACCACGACAUUCUUCCAAUUUUGUAACGCCGAAUCCGGGAUUUUGUUAUGCACAGAUGUCGCAGCGAGGGGCCUCGAUAUUCCAGCAGUUGAUUGGAUCGUCCAAUUUGAUCCUCCAGAUGACCCAAGGGAGUACAUUCAUCGCGUUGGUAGGACGGCUAGAGGGGAAGGAAGCACAGGAAGGGCUUUAUUGUUGUUGAGACCGGAAGAAUUGGGAUUUUUGCGAUAUUUAAAGCAAGCGAAAGUUCCGCUUAACGAAUUCGAAACAAAAUGGAAUAAAAUCGCCGAUAUUCAAUUGCAAUUAGAGAAUUUAAUCGGGAGAAAUUACUUUUUGAAUUCCUCAGCGAAAGAGGCGUUUAAAUCGUAUGUUCGUGCGUAUGAUUCGCAUCAUUUAAAAACGAUUUUUGAUAUAACCACGUUGGAUUUGGCGAAGGUGGGGAGUUCUUUCGGGUUUAAAACUCCCCCCGCGAUCGAUUUGCAGGUAACUGCAAAGAAAAAGGAUCGUUUAAAACGCAAAGAUGGACAUGGUUAUGGUUAUUACAAGAAUUAUAAUAACGUUGGGGGGGAAAAGGAAAUGAAUCGGGCCAAGAUUUACCGGAAAUCGAAUUAUGAGCAAGGAAAAAAUAGGCAAUUUUCAAGAUGACUUUUUUUACAAAUGAAAUUUAUUUACUUUUUAAAUAUAUAGACAUUUAUAUCUUAGAAAGUCUGUCUCUAAUACAAAAAAAGCAUCGCUCAAGUUA